AUGUCAACAGUCGACACUUCGUUUCGAGACGAAUGCGCCCUCUUGGCUUCUCUGCUUAGAAAAUGCGCGCGGGCCAAGGAUCUAGCACAAGGCACUCUCGUUCACGGCCGAAUUGCAGCAUCGCACCACCACUCUCGAAACAGAUACCUCGGCAAUCUCAUCGUUCAGAUGUAUGGGAGCUGUGGGAGCAUUCAGCGCGCGGUGGCGGCCUUCGAGAGCAUAGACAGGCCUAAUGUUUUUUCGUGGACUGUCAUGAUCACCGCAUAUGCCCAAAAUGGGUAUCUUGUCGAAGCUCGAGAGCUCUUUGAUACGAUGCCAGACAAGGAUGUAGUGGUGUGGAAUGUGAUGCUGAAGAUCUACUCUCAAAACGGUCUCAUGUUUAAAGCUCGGGAAAUCUUUGACGCAAUGCCGCAGCGGGACGUCGUGUCUUGGACUGCUCUUGUUUCUGGACAUGCCCGAAACGGGCAUAUGGAAAGAGCUUGCAGUGUCUUCGCCAGGAUGCCAAUGAAGAAUCUGGUCUCCUGGAACACCGUCAUAACGGUUUAUGCGCAGCUCAGGGACUUGGAUAGAUGCAAGGCGGUCUUUGAUCAGAUGCCCGAGAGAGAUGCCGUGUCUUGGAAUGCAUUGAUCUCGGCAUAUGCCCAAAACGGGCAUAUCGAGCAAGCAAACAAGCUCUUUGAUUCAAUGCCUUUCAGAAAGGAUAUAGCCUCUUGGAAUGUGAUGCUUGCUGCGUAUGGUGGACAGGAAAUGACCGGGGCUGCGUUUCGGCUACUGGCGUCAAUGGAUUUGGAAGGCACCGUGCAAGCCGACAGAAUGACAUUCGUCGCAGUUCUCCAGGCCGCCGCCAGUGCUGAAAUGUUUGUUCGUCUUGCCCACGAUGAGAUCACACUCAGGGGGAUGGAGUCCGACACGAUGUUGACCGCAGCUCUCGUUAGCGCUUAUGCACGGUGUGACUUGAGCGAACGAGCUAAAGACGUGUUCGAUAGAGCGGCACACAAGAACACAGUGUCGUGGACUGCUAUGAUCGCAACUUACACCCGGGCUGGACGAUUCAAGGAUGCUGUGCGACUCUUUAGCGUCAUGGACCUGGAAGGAGUUCCUGUAGACGGUGUCGCCGUCGUAGCAGCUCUCGAGGCUUUUGGAAGAUUGGGAGAACUGGAAGCGUGUAGGAUCUUUCACCAUUCCAUCGUCAAUGGCAUGGAGAUUGGAGGAGGAGUCGCUGUAGGCAACGGACUCGUGAGCAUGUAUGCAAAGUGUGGAAGCAUGGAAGCGGCUAGAAGCGUGUUCGACGGAAUGAGGAAACGCGACAUAGUCACUUGGAAUGCUGCGGUCGCAGGGUAUGCAAAGAACGGCCAAGCAAGCCAAGCUUUCGAGCUUUUCAGGACACUGGAGCUGGAGAGUAUCCACCAGCCAAACGGGGCAACUUUCAGUGCUCUUCUGCUGGCUUGCAGCCACGGAGGCUUCUCAGAGGACGGCUGCCAGUACUUUGGCGGCAUGAAGCACGACUAUGGAGUUUCUCCUGCCGUCGAGCACUGCAUUUCCAUGGUGGAUCUCCUGGGUCGCUUGGGCCUGCUGGAACAGGCGGAGGAACUGCUUCUAAACUCCGUCGAGUGCGAGAGGGAUGGCUGGAUUUCUUUGAUCAGUGCUUGCAAACUUCACAAAGAUGCCAAGCUCGCAGCAAAAGCCGCUGGCGUCCAUGUCAUGCCGGAGUCGGACGGUGCCCGUUUCGUGCUGAUGCAAAACACGCUCAAAAUGGAUGCAACCAGCUAG
Messenger RNA from Selaginella moellendorffii, 1770 nucleotides. RefSeq names its product pentatricopeptide repeat-containing protein At4g02750-like. Lineage: Eukaryota; Viridiplantae; Streptophyta; Lycopodiopsida; Selaginellales; Selaginellaceae. Gene Ontology annotation, molecular function: protein binding. The record is from RefSeq and is a predicted model, not a curated record. The coding region runs from base 1 to 1770 and encodes 589 amino acids. The transcript has a single exon.